UUUUCCCUUUUCCCUUUUCCCGUGGGUCCCCCGUCCCCUUCGUCAUGGAACCGGGCCAAACACCCGUAAACCGUUGACACCCCUGCAUUGGGCAUCACACUGAUGAGCAUGUGUGGACAGAGCAAACCAGCCAAGGGGAGCAGGAGACAGAAGCUGGGGUGAAAACAAACCCUCCCCAUGGGCAGGCAGCAGGUGAGGUUCUGGUCUUGUUUACAAACUUCCAGGUAGUGCCCUUAGUACUCGAUGCUGCUGCUUUUUCAACCCUGCAGGUCUUCCUUAAAGUUGGAGUGAUUUGCACUGCUCACAUUGAUGAGCUAAUAUUUCCUUGCAGCAGUCGGAGUCAGGAGGAACCAGUGCACACCACUGAAAAGGAGCCCUCCAGAAGCUCCCGAACCACAUCAGACAGGUCAGUGUCCUUGCACCAACUAUUACUCAGAGAAACAGGCACAGAGAGGCAACCUGCAGCAGUCAGAGACAGAAAUAAGAGAUUACUGGAGUUAUUCUUGCAUGGUGAUUCUAGGAGUUUCACUUUGACCUGUGCCCUACUGAAAUGUCACCAGGUCCUCCAAGGAAAAAGGUUGAGAACAAAACAGUAUGGGAAGGUCUGCGACUGGUUUUGAGGUGCUCAGGUCACACAGUGCUGGGCUGGAGUAUUUGAUCCCUACCACUCCUGGGGCAUCAUUGCACCAGGCCGGCAUAAAACUAAAGGAAUUUUCUAUUCUCAGGGAAACAAUCAAUGCUCAGUAUUUGCCAGGGAAGCUUAUUUCAGGUAUGAGCACAGUCGAGCAAGAUGCAUCAUAGCAAAGAAGCUUUGUAUCAGCCAUUUCUUAGGAGAAAAUGAAGAAAAGCUGGUGGUCUGGGUGUAGUUCUGGCAGCAGCCCCUCAUCCAUCUGUCCUCUCACUGCCGCCUAGUGCAGAAAUGAGACUUGGCUGAAACCGUGGGCGAGCUAUGCCCUCUAGUGGGUCUGGCUCACUGGGAGCUUGAGGAAAUCCCAUCCAUGAUGUGCUCAGCUGAGGGACACAGCCCUGGGCUGCCUGGGACCAUCUCCACCAGCCAGUGCUUUGGGCAGGCAUUUCACUUAAGCCACUGCCUUUUAUCAAAGCUCUCUGGAAAAGCAUCUGCUUCAUCUCAGGCAGAUCCUCAGAUGGGGAAUGUAACUCCAAAAAUUAAAAUGAACAUUGAUGGUGUUCCCCAGGCCAAUAAGUAUCCUGAAUAUAUGGAUACAAGCAAGUUCUGUUGGAGCCAUCAGGCUUCUGUUUGUAAUGGGAAACAUCCUGCAGCAUUCUCAGCUAAACGUAUCAAUGCCCCCAGCACCUCAAUCUUUCCCAAGCCCUGAAAAACUUUUCUACCCCUCUGCUGUGCCACUGUAACCAUUCACAUAAAGCCCUGAAAAAAGAGGACAAUGCCAUAAGAGAGCUCGUUUCCCACCUGCUGUGGGCAAGGGACUGGAGCACCUAAGCCAUUUCUAUGCUGAGGAAUUUACACCAAUCUCAGAUGGUUUGGGAUUUCUCAGGGUUGUUAGGAAUCUUCCUCAAAGGCUUCCUGGAUCCUUUAUAGCUUGGAUACAGCUUGUGGGAAGGGACCUGGGUAGGAAAGGCUUCCCUGCCCUCUGGCAAAGCAGUGUUGUUCAGAGUGGGUGUGUACAAGAACAUAUGUGAGCAAGUUUAGGGGGGACACAUUCCCCAAAAAAGGGAAAUCCACUAUCAUUUGGCUCACAGACCAACACUACUCAUGCAGGCUUAUAAAACUGAUUCAAACAAGUGGGGGAAUUGCUCCCAUAUGACAUCUGUGCAGCCUUGGCUGUCUGUAAAUGGUAUUUCAGCACUGAAAUGGGAAAUAACUGAGCCCCAGCAGUCAGGCCUUGAAGAUCACAAGACACACUCUUCAUUGCACAACAGAGAUAAGUGUUUUUAAUCUGGCUUUUAGCAUCAUAGAUUCCUAUAAUCAUUUGAGUUGCAAGGGACCCUUACAGAUCAUCUAGUCCAACUCCUCUGCAAUGAACAGGGACACUUACAGCUCCAUCAGGUGCUCAGAGCCUUGUCCAGCCCUGUCUGCAGGGACAGGGCAUCCAUCACUUCUCGGGCAGUCUGUGCCAGUGCUUCAAUACCCUCACUGUAAAAAGCUUUUUCCUUAUAUCCAAUCUAAAUUUAUCCUCUUUUAGUUUGAAAACAUUUUCCCUUGUCCUUUCCUUUUAGGACUCUGCUUUUCACCCUGCUCCCUGUAACCAUUAGGAAUAGGCUUUGUUGCACUCCUGGAAAGUUUUAGGAGCUGCUGCUUGAAGGAAAGGCAUUAAAUAUCAUGAGGCUAGUGCUAGAAAUACAACAGCUGUCUUCAUUUAGAUUGUUAAUGAUCUGUAGAUCUCCCUGUUCUUACCCCAGACGCGUUAUCCCAAUACAUUAGCACAUUGCGCUUCUUCUCCAUUAAGAUGCAAGCAUUUGAACAAGGGCUUCCUGCAAAGCACCCAGCCCAGCCACCUCUGGCAACUAGCUAUUAGUUUAAAAGGCAGGAGAAGACCAAGUGCUCAGAUUUUUUGCUCACUUUGUCUGCUCCUUGCUGGCUUGUCUGCUGAAGUGCUUUGCGGGAGAAGUGGGCAUGCUGCUUCCCACCAGCUCCUGCAAAACAGCUCAAUUUGGCAGUCCCAGGUCUGAUUUAUCAGAACCCACAUCCUGGCACGAGUCCAAAGGAAGCCUAACCCACAUCAGCAGAAACUGCUGUGCCAUAACACCCUGCUCCCCAGCACACCGCUGCUCCAGCCUGCCCUGUACCCAGCCCUCAAUCUCUGCUGGGGGAUGCCACGGAACAGCCACAGAGCCGAGGGACAGUGCAGAGGGCAGGGUUUAUGUCCUAGCCUCGCCCCACCAGCAGGAGGGUUUAAGGUUCACUGGUUUCUGCUCACCUCUCAACUUUGGCACCAAUCUCCGGGAGCCGCCAGGCACGCCUGACUGAGUUUCACUUUUCUUUUCUUGCGGCGAGGAGGCAGCCCAGGAGGUCCGACGAGGCCAUUCUCAUUUGUCGAGGCUGUUCCCAUCCUCUGCAACUCCUGUGUAGGAAGAGACCAAGGCUGCAUACAGGACAUGGCACAAACAGCAGUGCCAGGCAGCUCUCUGGGGGAUAACUGCCCCACCUACAUCUACAAGGUGGUCCUGCUUGGGAGCACGUCAGUGGGAAAGUCAAGCCUUGCCUACCGAUAUGUGAAAAAUGACUUCAAAGAGUCACUGCCUACCGUAGGAUGCUCCUUCUUCACACAGACAAUCCAACUGGAGACAGCCACCAUCAAGCUGGAGAUCUGGGACACGGCUGGCCAGGAGAAGUACCACAGUGUCUGCCACCUCUACUACCGUGGUGCCCACGCUGCGCUCCUUGUUUACGACCUCACUAACAAGGAAACACUUAACAGAGCGAAGCAGUGGCUGAUGGAACUGGAGAAGGAGUUCCUUCCUGAUGAAAUUGUCAUCGCUUUGGUGGGCAACAAGACAGACCUGUCUGAUGAACGGGAGGUUGCAGCUGAGGAGGGGGAAGAGUUUGCAAGGAGCAGAAGCCUGCUCUUCAUGGAGACGUCUGCAAAAUCCAACCACCAAGUAAAUGACGUCUUUAUGGCCAUAGCCCGAGAGCUCCUGUGGCGCGAAGGCGAGAAGGCAGCUGUCCCAUCCACGAGUGGUGGGCAGCGCUUGGACCUGCCGGCGAGCAGGGCGAAGAUGGGGUGCUGCCGUGUCUGAGGUGCCACGGGCUCCUCAUGGGACCUGGGACUGGACCUUGCACUGUUAGCAUUGGUGACCAAAGGGUGACAACACAGAGGAUGGCUCACAGCCAGCACGGAGCAAUGACCCUUCUGCCCACCUUCUGCAAGUGAGUGCACACAGUGCAUGCAGACCCUCAACAGGGUCGCAUGAUGGUGUUCUCCAAGAGGUGAGUGGGGAUGUCCUCUGCCAAGAAGCAGACCAGCUGGGGACAUCCCCUGCCCCAGCCAAGCAUCAGCUCCCCCAGACUUGAGAGAGUUUGGCUUGUGGAGCACAUCCCAACAACUUCAAGACUUGACUGCCAAUAAAGAGCAGCUCAUCUUACCCACA
Molecule: messenger RNA, 4068 nt
Organism: Numida meleagris (helmeted guineafowl)
Lineage: Eukaryota; Metazoa; Chordata; Aves; Galliformes; Numididae
Gene: RAB17
Product: RAB17, member RAS oncogene family
Exons: 6
Coding region: 3076-3717 (213 amino acids)
Molecular function (GO): GTPase activity; GTP binding
Source: RefSeq, a predicted model, not a curated record